AUGAUCUGGACUACUGUCUUGCACGUCAUCGCUAUUGCGGCAUCCCUGGUUGGAGCGCAAGAUCCUCUCACGACCCAGCAGUUCAUCUCUGGAAUCCAAGGAGCGACGACGUGUGGAGAAUGUCAGAGCGCUCUGCUCACCUUGAAAGGCAUUGCCUUCUUUGGAGAUGAUCGAGUAAUCGCAUCACUUGCAAGAGCGUGCAAGCUCACGAACGCCGAGGACAACGAUGUCUGCGACGGUAUCAUGGCUCAAGAAGGCCCAAUCCUUGCCCGAGCGAUUCGAGAAAUGGAUGUUCCAUCACAUACGUCGAAACUGUUCUGUACAACCCUCAUGGGACUUUGCGACAUCCCGGAAGUUCGACCAUAUAACGUGACAUUUCCAAAACCGAAGCCUGCGAAUCUUGCUCGACCAGAACCCAGUGGCAAAAGUCCUAUCAAGUUUGUCCAUUUCAGUGACAUCCAUGUGGAUCUGGAGUAUGAAACUGGCAGUAACUACAACUGCACAAAGCCGAUUUGCUGUCGUUCGUACACGGAGGAAGAUGCUCCGGGGAAUAACACAUAUCCAGCUGGCCCAAAUGGAAACCAUCUCUGCGAUGUGCCCAAGUCGUUGGAGGAGAGCAUGUACGAAACCAUCAAAGAUGUAGCAUCCGACGCUGCCUUUGCAAUUUUCACAGGAGACAUUCCCGAACACGCCGUUUGGAUCGUCGAGAAGGCUGGUGUCAAGCAUAGCAUCGAUUCAGCUUACAGCACCAUGGCCAAGAUCCUGCCAAUGCCAGUGUACGGCACUUUGGGCAAUCACGAAGCAGUGCCCUGCAACAGCUUCCCUCAUCAGGAGAUAGAGGAUGCCAUCAGCAGUCAGUGGGUCUACGACAUUGUUUCCAAAAAGUGGCGAACAUGGAUUGGAAACAACAACGCCAGAAUCGCUGACAGAUAUGGCGCCUACUCAUAUCUCGUACCACAGACCAAGUUGCGAGUCAUCUCGAUCAACACCAACCUCUUCUACGCUUUCAACUUCUGGGUGUUCGAAAAAGAGAUGACUUUCGAUCCAGACAAUCAGUUUGCUUGGUUAGUCAGUGAACUGCAAGCUGCAGAAGACGCUGGCGAAAGGGUAUACAUCAUCGGACACAUGCCUCCAGGUCGACAUGAUGCACUUUACGAUGGCUCAAACUACUUGGAUCAGAUCGUGAAUCGAUACGAAGCAACCAUCGCAGCCAUGUUUUGGGGCCACACUCACCAAGAUCAUUUCGAGCUCAGCUAUAGCGACUAUUCGAAGCGGAGCCAUCUGACAGCAAGCAUGAUGUCGUACAUCAGUCCCUCACUCACGCCGACGUCCGGGUCGCCCGCCUUCCGAGUAUUCACUGUCGAUCCCGAUACAUUUGGUGUCCUUGACUUUGAAGUUUACACUGCUCCGCUUGAGGCUGAGGGUUUCCAGACGACGGGUCCGACCUGGAAGCCAUACUACUCUGCCAGAGAGGCUUACGGCUCGCUGGUCAAUCUAUCGUCAUCAUCGGCCGAGCUCACUCCGGCUUUCUGGCACAACGUAACCUCGGUCUUCGAAAGCAACGAUACAGCAUUCCAGCAAUACUACUCCAGGAAGAGUCGUGGAUGGAACAAGGGCAAUUGCACCGAAGAGUGUAAGGUCGACGAGAUUUGCCAAUUGAGAGCCGCUGAAGCACAACACAAUUGCCUCACACCAUCACGGGGCUACGCACUUGAUUCGGGAAAUCGACAAGCACGGCUUCGCGGUGACGAGUCGAUGCACGACGAGUGCCAUAGCAGUCGCGCUGCGAUGGUCUUUCAGAGUCUGGUCGGCCAGCCGAAGCAGGAGAUCUUCAGACAGGAUCUUUAG
Zasmidium cellare ATCC 36951 is the source of this 1848-nucleotide messenger RNA. RefSeq lists its product as uncharacterized. Gene Ontology annotation, molecular function: sphingomyelin phosphodiesterase activity. Gene Ontology annotation, biological process: sphingomyelin catabolic process. The transcript has a single exon. The coding region runs from base 1 to 1848 and encodes 615 amino acids. The record is from RefSeq and is a predicted model, not a curated record. Lineage: Eukaryota; Fungi; Ascomycota; Dothideomycetes; Mycosphaerellales; Mycosphaerellaceae.